AUGUUCAUCGUACUCGAACAUUCGCCCUACCCGAACGUGAAGGAGCUUGCUGGCAAGAAACUGAUAGAACGAUGUCGCUCUAAAGCGACUAUGUUUUGUCGACUACUUGCAAGAGCUACUCUUGAACAGAAGCAGUUUCUACGAUGGCUUGAAGCGGAGCAUUUCGAUCUCGCUUUCACUCAUAUGUUUGACGUGUGCACCAUUGGUCUCGUGCAUAACGCCAAAAUUCCCAGCUGGAUCUGGCUCAACAGAACUUCAAACAAAGCAAUCUACGGUUAUCAUAGAUGCGUAACAAUGUUCAUGGAAAAGGCUGGUGAGAUGAAUUUCAUCGAAAGAACGAAGAGCUUCAUUGGUCACGGGCUUAUGAAACUGCUGUGGAGAAGAAUGGUGGCUGAUCCUGAAACGGAAGUUUUUCGCCGACUGAUCAGUCCCGAUUUUCCAGAUCUGCUAGAUUUAGCCGCCAAAUGCCCAGUUGUCAUGGCAAACACCAACGAUCUCUAUGAGAUUCCUCGUCCGACGCUUGCCAAAGUGGUGAACAUCGGUGGUCUGGGCAUGGAAUCCCGGGAUGUGAAGCCGCUUCCUAAGGUUUCGGGCGAGUUUUUCUUCACGCUUUUACAUAAACUUCACUUUAGAAGUGUUAUUCAGAACAUCGAAGAAAUUAUGGGAAGAGGAGAUGGAGCAAUAGUGUUGUCGUUUGGUUCAGUUGCCGUUGCUUAUAGGAUGCCUAUGGAAUGGAAGAUGGUCUUUUUGGAAACGUUCAAACGGUUCCCUAACUAUCAGUUCUUGGUGAGAUAUGAGAGCGACGACAUCAGAGGAAAUCUCUCCUCGAAUGUGCAUUUAUUCAAAUGGUUUCCUCAAACUGAUAUUCUCAAUCAUCCUAGAACUAAGGCUCUCAUUACCCAUGGAGGAUACAAUAGUUUUCAACCGAAGAAUGCACGCCUGGCCGAACACCAUGGUUUCGGACUUGUUCUGCACAAGGCUGAGCUGACAGUUUCCGCUCUAUCAGCUGCGAUUCAGGAAGUCCUUACAAAUCCGGAAGUACAAAAAACGAGCCGAACGGCUGUCACAAAUGACCAAGCGUCAACCGGUUAG
This is a messenger RNA of Ostertagia ostertagi, 1092 nucleotides long. NCBI's taxonomy places the organism in Eukaryota, Metazoa, Nematoda, Chromadorea, Rhabditida, Trichostrongylidae. The record is from the annotation of a GenBank genome assembly.